GUGAAAUAGCAGAAGGUGUUUGAGAAGAUGAAGCCUCUGGAGCUUUCCUCACAGUUUGGGAACAGCAGCAAUGACUCUGGGUCUUGGGGGGGGACCCAGCACGUGUCUAUCACUGUGCUCCUGUGCCUCGUCUUCUUCCUGGGCUUCCUCCUCAACACCUUCAGCCUCUGGGUGUUCUGCUGCCGCCUGCCCUGCUGGACCUCUGGAACCACACUGCAGUUCCACCUGGCCCUCAGCGACGCCAUCGCCACCCCCGUCACCCCCAUGAUGGCGGUGUACUUUGCCAUGGGGAGCCACUGGCCUUUUGGUCGCUUCCUGUGCCAAGUCAAGAUCGCCCUGCUGAGUUCCCAUUUCUACGGCAGCACCAUAUUCCUCACUCUGAUCAGCAUCCACCGCUAUGCGGCCGUGGUGCACUUCAACAGAGGCUCCUGUAUGAAACGGAAGGGGUUUGUGCGGAGGCUGUGUGCAGGGGUUUGGUCUCUGCUGCUCCUCCAGUCUCUCAUCUUCGCUUUGAUGCUUCCUCAAAGUAAAGAGGGCAGGUCCACCCAAUGCCUCACCAUCCAUCAGAGAAGCCUAUCAGACGCCUACUUUGUCAUUAACUUCGUCCUGUUCAUCUUUGGGUUUCUAUUCCCUCUCCUGGUGUCUGCUGUGUGCUACAGCCGUCUGGCCAACUCUCUGACCCGCCUGAACAUCAGCACACCCAAAGGUCUGAAUGUGAAGGUGAAAUCUCAGAGGAUGAUCGCUAUGUGUCUGCUCAUAUUUGGGCUGUGCUUCCUGCCUCUGAACGUGGUACGGACCGUGGGAGUGGUCCUAAAGAAAUACUACCCAGAACAAUGCAAAGUUCUUCUGCAGAUGGAGACGGCGUAUUAUGCUUCGUGGAUUUUAGCAGGAGUGAACAGCUGCCUGGAUCCACUGUUGUACUGUUUUGGGUCGCAAAAAGUUCGGGAGGCAUUCCAGUCUUUCAGGAUUGGUCGGGGAGAGGUGACGGCCAGAAACGAUUCAGAAAUCACUGUAAAUCAGUAACAUGGAGUCACUCAUCAUAGCUGAGUCUGAUCCCUAUUGGAGGCCCAGAAUCCAUAGGGAAGGACCAUAGGACAGUGAAGUCCCUUAAUACUAUUCAAACUGGCCUGGGGAGGAAGAUGACCUCCAUCAUGCACCGUACCUGUCUUCUUUUCAUUUACACACUUUUGCUUGAUUUUAUCCGAACAUCUUAGGGCACAAUAUAACCUUCUUUAUUAGUGCUUUGAUUCCCUGACUUCCAGAUUUGGCCUUAGUGUAUUCCUCUACAUUCCCUGGGGCUAGAACCAGGGCGGGUUGGCACCAAUUUCCAUUUAUAGUGUGAGUGGGGAACAUCCAGUAAGAGCUCAAUGUGUUUCAACACGGAAAAUCCUUCACCACUUGACUUAGCUUCUUAUACAUUUUUAUUGUGCUAAAUAUACAUAUAAAUAUAACCUUUUUUCCUUUAUAGUGUAAAUGUGGGGUUUUAAUUGGCCUCAGGCUGUGACUGUGGUUCUGUGCAUUGGGUGGUUUCUUUUUCUGGGUAAUGUACACGGCUGAGGCUAAUUGCUUUUGCUUGAACAUAGCUGCUGAUUGAUAUAUAUUGUGAUUUUAAGGUUGUCUAUUAUCAUCUGACCGGGGACAACAGCUGGAAAUUAGCCAUGUCGGCUAAAGCUGCUCCAUUCACUGUUUUUGUGACAGUUCA
Trematomus bernacchii (emerald rockcod) is the source of this 1702-nucleotide messenger RNA. Its product is annotated as P2Y purinoceptor 2. Gene Ontology annotation, biological process: G protein-coupled receptor signaling pathway. Lineage: Eukaryota; Metazoa; Chordata; Actinopteri; Perciformes; Nototheniidae. Gene Ontology annotation, cellular component: plasma membrane. Gene Ontology annotation, molecular function: G protein-coupled receptor activity. The record is from RefSeq and is a predicted model, not a curated record.